UGGAUCUGGGCAUAUUUUUCGAAAAUACCGCCGAAGAAAUGAUUCUUUUGAUUAGUUUGUUUCUUUUAUUGUUUAACUUCUAUUUUACUUAGAGGAGACAGGUUAAAAAAGAACACGUCUGGUCGUGGCGCAACCCGGUAACGAAGUGCUUUUUAUUUGACUUAGUUUCCUAAGAUCAUGUGAUCCAAAAGUACAGCAUAGUAUAAAACUAAAAUAUAAAGCCAUCACGGUAUAUAGGAUUGAUACAAUAAGAUCAUGUGACAUCCCCCUUUUUACAAUAAAAUGUUAAAAGUUUAACUUUCGAAUUUGCUGUUUUUUCUCAUCAGUAAUAUUAAGGGAAAGCUGAACAGUACAAAUUUGUGACUCAAUAUCAAAAUCAACACUUUCAUUAAAGUUAGUUUUUGAAUUGAAAGGUCGACUCAAAGUGUCUGCCACAAUGAGUUUUUUGCCUAGUUUAUAAAUAAGGUCAAAAUCAUAUUUUUUUAACUGCAUGAGCAUUCUUUGUAAUCUUGGUGGCGUAAGAUACAAAGGUUUUUUAAUAAUUGAAAUUAAAGGCUAUGGUCUGUUUCAAUUAUGAACUUUUUGCCAAAAAACAUACUGAUAAAAACUUGUAGCACCAAACCAACAAGCUACUAAUUCUUUUUCAAUUUGUGAGUAACGUGGCUGAGUUUCUGUCAAUGCAUGAGCACAUGGUCUCCCAUUUUGCAUCAAAACGGCCACCAUUCCACUCUGAGAAGCAUCCACAGAAAUAGUCGUAAGUGGGUUAGUGUCAAAAAAUUGCAGAAAAGGUGUUUUUGUCAAAGUUGACUUUAAGUUUUGAAAUGCUCUCUCAUGUUCAUCCGACCAUCGAAAAGUUACAUGUUGUUUUUUCAGUAAAGAACGCAAAAUUGAGUUUUUUUCAGACAAACCAUCUACAAAGUGAGCUAUAUAUGUGACCAUGCCCAAAAAACUCGGUAGAUAAUUAGAAUUACUUAAAAUGACUUUACAAAAUAGCCGUCACCUGAUUUGUUCGCCAUUAAACGUUUUUUAAAUGAAAAAAUUCAGUUUCGAGCAAAUUCGAUGAAGAUAAUUAUUUUAAAUAUUGAAAUUAAUGACUGCAGUAUUAUAAAAUCCUUGUUGUACUAUGUAGUUCUAGAAUUAUACAUUUGAAAAAAAUGUUUUCAUAAUAAUCCAAGACGUAAAAAUGCUUUUAAAAUAUUUCAUAGCCAUUUAGGUGCUAUAUAUAGCCUUCCUUAUAGGCAUAAGGUGCUAUUAUUUAAUGUUAUAGGGGAUGUAAAUUGUGUGCAGGUGAUGGGCUUCAGGCAGCUGACUAAACAUCGAUCUUCACACAUUUUAACGGGAUGCGGGAAUAUUUCGUAUGUCCUAACUUCAAAAGUGCCAGUGUUAAGGGUAACAUAAUAGCAGUAUUUGUCAAAAUAUGCCCGGAUCCCGUUUAAGCUUAUGAAGAACGCUGUUUUGAAAGAAAAUAGCGCAAAUGCUUGUAAUACCGUUCGCCGUCAGCUGACUGAAGUGCAUCAACUCCACACAAAUUACAGCCCAUAUAACAUUAAAUUAUAGCAAUAUAUGGGUAUAGCCCUUGUAUACAAAAGUGACUCUGUUUUUUGUAAACCAAACAUUUACUCCGGCGUAGAUUGCGCAUGGCUGAAUUAUUUAACCUACGCUACACUACGCGAUAACAGUCUACUUUGAAAGAAAAAGACAGAUUUCAACAAUGGCAAAUAUUAAGAUAGACCUCGUGCUCUUUGGGGCCACCGGUUUCACCGGUCUCCAUUGUAUACCGUAUUUGCACAAACUUACGAAAGAAAAUGGUUGGAACUGGACGUGGGCGGUAGCGGGUAGAUCCAAAUGCAAAUUGAAACAAAUCUUGAAAGAUGUGGGCAACAAAAUCGAGAUCGACCUAAGCUCCGUCCCCGUGUUCGUCGCGGAAAUAAACGAUUACGAUUCUUUACUGAAGAUGGCGCAAAAAGCCAAGGUGAUUAUCAAUUGUUGCGGCCCUUUCAGCCUUUUCGGUGAGGGAGUUGUGAAGGCCUGUAUAGAAGGCGGGGCUCACUAUGUCGAUGUAACCGGCGAAAUUGAAUUUAUGGCGAAGAUACGGUCGAAGUAUCACGACGAAGCGAAGAAGAAAGGUAUAUACGUGGUUAACGCGUGCGGUCUCAGUUGCAUACCCUCAGACUUGGGGGUCGUUUAUUUGGCGCAACAGUUCGAGGGCACUCUAAAUUCCGUGGAAAUGUACAUCGAGGCAUGGACCGAGUGUCCGACCAAAGGUUCCAUACUCAAUUAUGGGACUUGGCAUACCAUGGUCGAAAGUUGGUCCAACAUCUGUAAAUGGAAAGAAAUCCGCUCGAUAUUGUUCGCUAAAACAAACGAAUGCGAACCCCGACUGGCCUUGAAGAAACUGCCGCACAAACCAAAGCACCGCAACCUUGGCGGAUGGGCUAUACCUUUCGCUGGCCCGGACUCUGCGGUGAUCCGUCACACCCAGACUUAUCUCUAUGAGGAGAAACACCGGCGUCCCGUUCAGGCGACAGUUUACUUCCUGUUACCCGACUUUCCAGCAGUAGUUAUGAUGACACUGUUCUGCAUCAUUUUCACCUUGCUGUGUCUUUUUGAAUACGGGCGGCGACUGCUCAAGGCCUACCCCGAGUUUUUCAGCUUUGGCAUGUAUUCCAAGACGCCACCGUCGGAGGAGACGAUCGACAACUCCAGGGUCCAAAUUAUUAUGUACGGAGAGGGUUGGAAAGAAAAAUUCGCCGACAAAAACCAUCGAUAUACCACCCCCGUCGACAAACUAAUCGUCGGAAUCGUUAAAAGUCGAAAUCCCGCAUACGGGGCCAGCUGUACCGCUCUGAUAUUGUCGGCUAUUACCAUCUUGACGGAUACCGACAAACUCGCUGGCAACGGGAAGGGUGGUAUUUAUUCACCGGCCGCGACGUUUCUUGAAACCUCCCUGAUCAAGCGGAUCAACGAGAGAAACAUAACAUUUGAGGUUACCAAGCGUCAAGAGAUUGCAAUGUAAUGUUCCAUCGGUCGUCGUAAGAUGGCGCUAGAAUUGGUUUUCCUCCAUCGAUAAUUCGUUAAUUAAUGUACCACUUGUUGUAUUUCAUCAAUAAAAUAUUUUUUUAUUGGGAUAA
Messenger RNA from Cylas formicarius (sweet potato weevil), 3131 nucleotides. Its product is annotated as saccharopine dehydrogenase-like oxidoreductase. The transcript is spliced from 7 exons. The record is from RefSeq and is a predicted model, not a curated record. Lineage: Eukaryota; Metazoa; Arthropoda; Insecta; Coleoptera; Brentidae. Gene Ontology annotation, cellular component: mitochondrion; lipid droplet; plasma membrane. Gene Ontology annotation, biological process: glycolipid biosynthetic process. The coding region runs from base 1712 to 3016 and encodes 434 amino acids.